Messenger RNA from Halteromyces radiatus, 2066 nucleotides. RefSeq lists its product as uncharacterized. The transcript has 7 exons. NCBI's taxonomy places the organism in Eukaryota, Fungi, Mucoromycota, Mucoromycetes, Mucorales, Cunninghamellaceae. Bases 277 to 1959 code for a protein of 560 amino acids. The record is from RefSeq and is a predicted model, not a curated record.
UUAUUUAUCUUUUUUCUUUCUUUCCUUUCUCUUUUCGCUUUUCCUUUUUUUUUCCCACACACAUAAAGUUCUAUUCGAACAUCUUCUCUGUCUAUUGUUUAUACCUCUUUCGAACGACUUCUCCCUCUCCUGAUCCUUUUGUUGGUUUAUCAAACAAGCAGAUCAUUACUCGUUUGAAACAAUGAAAAGAAGGACAAACUUGACGCUGUAAACCAAGUUACAUGUGGUCGUUGUGGUCAACAAGGUUACAAAGAUGCUCGAUCUCCUCUCUGCCCCAUGAAUGCUCGAAACCUAUCUGAUGCCGAGAGUUCGGUAGGCCCACAACGGUACAAGCGACCUCAUACUGAAUCCUCAAAGCAAGCAGCAAAGCACCAAAAGUUGGCUGGAAAAGCUCUCCUGGAUGAACGUCAAGCAAACAAGAAUGUCCCAAAAUGCAAGAAAUGUACUAAUGCUGGUGUGACUGAAACUGAUGACUACAUCCCACACGGUAAUUCCCGAUCAAGACACUGCCAGUUCCAUCAAGCCACUAUGAAUGACGUGAUCAAGACUAUUUUUGGAGAUUCCUGGACCAUGGCGACAAGAAAGAUCACUCCAGACAAAUUCCUCGCUCUUGAAGGUGAGAACAAGCAAAAGGUAUCCGGUACAAUCAUUUCCGUCGUUGAUUACGUCCGUGAAGUCGCCAUCAAGGCAAACAUGUUCAUUUCAUACUAUUUUCUUCGUCAAUUGGAACAUGACUAUGAACAAACUGGCUCUACUUCCGGUGUUCUUGCUGAUGAUGCUCCUGUUGCCUCUCUCUCCUCUGUUCCUGGUCUUUCUUCUGCUACUGAUGAUGCGCCUUCUGCUGAUAUUUUGUCUGUUACUGGUGAUGUUUCUCUUUCUGCUGAUAUUUUGUCUGUUACUGGUGAUGUUUCUCUUUCUGGUGAUGUUUCUCUUGCUGAUGGUACUUCUCUCGAUCCUGAUGACUCUUCAAUGGCCUCUGCUGUCAAUACCCCUUCGCCUGCUGGCAGUUUGGAAUCAUUCAUCCGUACCGCUGGUGGCCUGGACAUGUCUUCUAUUGUUAGUGAAGGCAGCUCUGAAGGACUUGAUCAAACCGACGUCGCUGGUAUCAUUGAUGAUGAUGAUGUUCGCACUCCUGGAGGUAUUAACCGAUCUUUCCGUGGAAUGCACCCUGUCCUCUUCCAUGGUAAUUUCUAUUAUGGCUGUAUACAGAUAGUACUUGGUCAGCAUAUCACAAACAAAACUGGUAGUAUCCCUGAUGAAGAAUGCAUAGUAUCUCUAAACAAGACUGAUAUCUCAUACUCGAAUACUUUGGCACACCUGGCAAGAAAUCCAGCCGUCAUGAUCAAGAAUUGUGUGGUGGAAACACUCGAACAACGAGCUGCUGGUUACCUCGGACACCUUCUUCGGGUAAAAACAAAGUUACUUUCACCUCUUCAAGCCAAGCGAGCUUCUCUCUACUUGUAUGAUGUUUUAUCUGGAGCAACCAAUCCAUAUUGGCCAACAGAAAUCGAGCGAACUGACGAACUCAAUACCGUUUUGGAACAAAUUAAAGCUGCUACUCCUUUAGGUCCAACUGCCAUCACCCCAAAGGUACUAGUGACAAAUGUUGAAGUCUACAUGACAGUUCUUUACAAGAUCUUGGUACAGCUGGAACAGUACAACGCCGGAGAAAUGCAACGAGUAGAUGAAGUACAAACCCAAGCAACUCUCCCUUGGGCUCUUUCAAUGGUCAAGAUGCUCGAUGAUUAUCGUUCCUUAAAUCGCCGCCAACGUACAAAACCGAAGUAUCAGCUUUUUGAAAAGGUUAAUAACGAUACUGAAGACAAUUAUACUUUUUCCUCUCCUGUCUGCCAAGCUUCCAAGGAUAAACUGGUGAAAUUGGUGUUGGAAACAAGACAACAAAUCAAGAACUCGAUCAACUUUUUGCAAGGCCAUACUGAAAUAGCAAGAACUGACUGAUUUUUACCUGAACGAUCUGUUGUGGCCAAGCAAACUCGUCUGUUCAAGCUCUUACCUUCACUGUCAGUCAAGCGACAACAUCAUCAACAACGUCAACAUCAUCAACA